Molecule: messenger RNA, 3420 nt
Organism: Trichoplusia ni (cabbage looper)
Lineage: Eukaryota; Metazoa; Arthropoda; Insecta; Lepidoptera; Noctuidae
Product: protein lin-54 homolog
Exons: 22
Coding region: 375-3005 (876 amino acids)
Biological process (GO): regulation of DNA-templated transcription
Cellular component (GO): nucleus
Source: RefSeq, a predicted model, not a curated record
UGGCUACUUGUGACAUCAAAAAAUUGAAAGAAGCGCCAUUAGAAUUUUGGUCGCUUUUAAUGCAUUUUAUCUACGAAUUGUUUGUUAAAAUCGUAUUAAAAGCAUUACAAACUGAAGAACAAAUAGUGCUUUUUGUUUUCAAGUGAUAAUUACCUAAUGUGUAGAAGAAUUUUGUCGUUUAUUAUUGUUUAAUGUUUGUGUCGAUUUGUUUUCAACCGUGGCGACUUCGGAGCUUGUCGGAGGAAUUUGACAACUUAAAAUGGCGGCCUCUUUUGAACUCAAAAAUGUAUUUGAUGUGUAACUCUUAUGUAGUUAAUUAAACACCUAUCUCCGUGUCUAAAAUACAGUGAAAUAUUUAAGUUAUAAACUUUAUAAUGGAGCACAAUUUGGAAGACCCUUUAAACUUGGAAAGUUCCAUGGGCAGUAUGGACUUUGACCACUCCGGUGUUGUGGUGAGUCAGGAAGACAUAGCCCUGGAGACAACUGGCCAUGAAGCUGACAUACCCAUGGAAUUUGAGCACAUUGAAGAGCAGCCAAUGCUUAUGGACACAGGGAGUGAAGAAAUUAUUGUUUCAGACUUUAUGAAUGACCAGUACACACUACAAGAGUAUUCAGUUCAGGAUGAACCAGUUCCAGAGACUAGUGGAUUGAUUGAGUCAAAUGAGCUAAUUGUGAUGUCAUCACAAAAUGAGUCCAUGAUAGAUCUGCAGUUUGACCCGGAGUCAUCACAAGGUGUAACUCAAGAUGUUACCACACAGCCUAAGUUUAUAUCGGUCAAGGCGGCUGUAGCACCUCGUAAGAUAAAAAACGAGACGGUGGUAGCAGGCAACCCUCCGCGGCAGGUGGCUAUCGCUCCCAAACCUCCGAAACUUGUGCCCACUGUCUCCAAAGGAUUCACGACGGGGAAACAGUAUGCUAUAGCACCCAAACCAGUGGCCUUGGUCACUAAUAAAAAUGCCAGUUUGGUGAAGAAAAUGUCUCUAGCAAGUGUGUUGCAGUCUAGCGGCAAGUCUACUCAGUUAGGGAAACAAAUAGUGAUGAUGCCGGCGGGGGGCAUGCAGAAGAUAAAACUUGUGACGUCAGGCUCGGGCGUACCAACUGUGCAAUAUGUUCGGAAUGCCAACAAUGAUCAGGCGGAAAUUAUCAAAAAUGUUAGCAGUGGCAAUUCCCAAAAACCCGUCAUGGCGAAAGUUUUCGUGCAAGCAGGUCAACAGAACGCGGACAACUGGAGUCAGCCUGCGGUUAUAACGAAGCUUAUGCCACAAACGUCCAACUUAACGCCGCACACGCGAUACGUCAUGCAGCAGAAGACGGUGCCCAUAUCAAUAGCUUCUAAUAAGGUGCUCCUGGCGUCUCCUACAAAGCAAGGUGUGAAAUUUUCCAAAAAACAAAUCAUAUCAAUAAAAUCACCCACACCCAAAUUGAUGCCAGUCACUUCACAAGCUGCUGCUACAAGUAAAAAGGUAGUAAUAUCAUCGAAUCCAAAUCAAAACGUGAUACUGAAAACGACCGCUCCGCCUAAGACUGCACAGGUCUCAAAAGAUGGAAGCUUGGUCGUGCAAGCGCAACCGACCCAACUUCAUCAAAUUAAUGUACCCGGAAAAGGCAUCCAGUACAUCCGGCUUAUUACAAAUCCAACUACAGCACAGCAGAAGGUCGUGGCCAAAGCACAUCCUCCUGCCCCAACGGUUCCUUCGAAAGGUUUUGUUUUGACAGAUGGUAAAGGUAAUGUAAUUCAAAUGACAGCAAGAAAAUUGAUGACUGGGCAACCACCACCUUUAGUAUUGACAGGAAACCUUGGUGCUGUUACUAAAGUGACGGCAAAGCCUCAGAAAAAGUUAGUGCGAAUAGCGCCGGUGGCUAUGAAACCUUCACAAGUUGCGCAGCAAUCGCGUUCAGCCCAGAGUCUGCUAGCACCUCUCUCACCUAUGGGAGAUUCGCACUUGGAGGAGGUGUCUGACCUUCUAGAAAGUCGUAACAUGCAUGAGGAAGAGCUGACGGAAGAACAGGUGGUGGAAAGGGAUGAAGAGGUGUCGGAGUCCAAGGCGGCCUUGCGCGCGCUCAUAGCAGACACCGUGGCCGGACACGCGCACGACAUGCAGGCCAUGCACGAGGUCGAGGUGGACUUCGAGAGGCAAGAGACACCAAUAGAAGAUGAUAGCGGCAGCAACAUGGACCAACACGACAGUAGCAACAGAUCAGAGGAACAUUCGCUCAUCGUAAUACCUUCCAGCUUCGGGAAAGCACAGAACCAGAUGCGGGAUGACAAAAAUUACUCUAACAUGGAUGAAGGCUUACCAUAUCUCUCACCGAAAGCGUCGCAACAGUCUGAAAGUGACUUAGUAUCAGGCGACCACCUGGGCCUGAGGCCGCGCAAGGCGUGCAACUGCACCAAGUCGCAGUGUCUCAAGCUGUACUGCGACUGCUUUGCGAACGGCGAGUUCUGCAACGGCUGCAACUGUCAUAAUUGCCACAACAACUUGGAGAACGAGGAACUUCGGCAGAAAGCCAUCAGGGCCUGUCUUGAUAGAAAUCCUAAUGCUUUCAGGCCGAAGAUUGGUAAAGCUAAAAGUGGGGGUCCAGACAUAAUAAGAAGACAUAACAAAGGAUGUAACUGUAAAAGAAGUGGCUGUCUCAAAAACUACUGUGAAUGUUAUGAGGCCAAGAUAGCGUGCACGUCCAUGUGCAAGUGUGUGGGCUGUCGCAACGUGGAGGAGACGCUGGAGCGGCGCCGCGACGCGCUGCGACUGCGCGACAAGCUGCGCGACCCGCUGCUGCGCCCGCCGCCUGCCACCAUGCUCAAACAGCCGUGCAGCUUCAUGACGUCGGACGUGAUCGAGGCGGUGUGCCAGUGCCUGCUGGCGGCGGCGGCGGCCGACGCGCCCGCGCCCGAGCCCGAGCCGCUGCGGGACGUGCUCGAGGAGUUCGCGCGCUGUCUGCAGGACAUCAUCUCCGCCAGCCACCAGUCCUCCUCCGUGUCGCUGCUGGACGACAGUCAAGCAUAGCAUAAGGGUACCGUGUUGCUGUCAGUCAAAAGAGAAUUAUGAUAAAGGAUGGCAAAUCUCCAUGUGUAGCUCUCAAGUGACAAUCCUCCACACUUUCAUGUGAUGACUAGUAAGCAAUACACAAUAAAUGAGUUUAGUAAAUUAUAAACUAAGUCACUUGUAUCGCUUUGACAAGACUGUUGUAAAUAUUAGUAUUUGCGAUUCAGAUAAUAAAAUUAUGCACGUUUAUAUUAUCCAUUUUAGAGUGGAAUAAAAGCUGUACAUUAAUAUAACUAAUUUUCAGAUUUUAUAAAUUGUUUUAUAGAAAUGUACAUAAUGUUGUUGUAAAUAAAAUAUUUUACUAGUCAUAAGAAUACCUUUGGCAUAAGGUAGAAUUUAUUGUAAAUAGCAAUAAUAAAAUGCAAUGUUUCUUUGA